AUGUCGUCUCUGCUCGACGCCGUCAUCCGGUCGGACAACGACCACAAUGAGUCACGCACACCAAUCGUUCAAUCCACCGGCAGAGGCGGCUCCCGUCCGCGGGGCCCGCCCUCUGUGAGCACCCCAGGUCUGGGUAGCGAUGCUUUUGCCUAUGGAGAUGACGAAGUCGUCGGUGUACGAGGCAGCCGCAGAGGCCCAUCCACAGCCGGCCCGCGACCCGAAGUCGAGCAGGUCAUGGACACGACGGCCGAACGACUGUCUCAGGAGUUCGAACACUUUCUCAACACCUUCACCGAGGAGCCCAUCUCGUCGGCCUUGGCUCCUGCCUCCAGUGCUGCCACCACCGACCGCUACUACAUCGAGCAGAUCAAGGGUCUGGCCCGCUACUCGCUGUCCACCCUGUACGUCGACUAUAGACACCUCGAUGCAGCCAAGCCCGUCCUCGCCCAAGCCAUUCAGCAAGACUUCUACCGCUACCACCCCUACAUGAUCCGCGCCCUCCACAACGCAAUCGCUACCCACGCUCCCCGCUACUUCCGCCAACAUCGCCAGCCCGGUUCCUCGGUACCCAACACUUCGGAUGCUUCUGUCGACAGCCACGACGAUUCCACCCUCCACAAGACGUCCAAUCAGCAGACCGACAAGGUCUUUACCCUUGCCUUCUACAACCUCCCUCUGGUCUCGCGCGUCCGUCAGCUGCGUACCAGCCAGAUCGGUUCCCUCUUGUCCAUCUCGGGCACUGUCACCCGCACAUCUGAAGUUCGUCCCGAACUCUCGCUAGCCACCUUCGUUUGUGAGGUCUGCAACACACUUGUCCCCAAUGUUGAGCAAAUCUUCCGCUACUCGGAGCCCACACAAUGUCCCAAUUUGACCUGCGGUAAUCGUCAAGCAUGGCGUCUGGACAUUCGUCAGAGCACCUUUGUCGAUUGGCAGAAAGUUCGCAUCCAAGAAAACAGCUCCGAAAUCCCCACCGGAAGCAUGCCCAGAACCAUGGACGUUAUCUUACGCGGUGAGAUGGUCGACCGCGCAAAGGCCGGUGAAAAGUGCAUCUUCACCGGUACUCUUAUUGUCGUUCCUGAUGUCAGCCAGUUUAGAGUGCCUGGUCAGCGUCCGCAAGCCACUCGUGACACCAGCUCUGCUCCCAGAGGUGCCGAAGCAGGAGGUAGUGGCGUGGGUGGUCUUAAGGCUCUGGGUGUGCGCGAACUCACCUACCGCAUGGCUUUCCUGGCCAACAUGGUCACUCCCGACGCUUCGACUGCUGGCCAAGCAUCCACUCAACAGCUCAGAGGUCAAGCUACAAAUAUCAUGAGCUCGCUCAACCAAGCAAAGAACUCCGAGAUGGACAAGAUUGGUGAGGAGGCUCAGUCCGACUAUCUGGCCUCCCUCAGCCCCAACGAAAUUAAUGAGCUGAAGACCAUGGUCCACAGUCCAAAUAUUUUCAUGCGCUUGAUCGACUCCAUUGCUCCCAUGAUCUAUGGCCACACUGUCGUNAAAAAGGGUCUGCUUUUGCAACUGAUGGGUGGUGUGAGCAAGUCCACUCCCGAAGGAAUGGCCCUCCGUGGAGACAUCAACAUCUGCAUUGUUGGCGAUCCCAGUACCAGCAAGUCACAGUUCCUCAAGUACAUCUGCUCUUUCAUUCCUCGUGCCGUCUACACUUCUGGCAAAGCUUCUUCUGCGGCCGGUCUGACGGCCGCUGUUGUCAAGGACGAAGAAACUGGAGAGUUCACCAUCGAAGCCGGUGCUCUGAUGCUCGCUGACAAUGGAAUUUGCGCCAUUGAUGAGUUUGACAAGAUGGACAUUGCUGAUCAAGUCGCUAUUCACGAAGCCAUGGAACAGCAGACCAUUUCCAUCGCCAAGGCAGGUAUUCAGGCCACCUUGAACGCCCGUACCUCCAUCCUUGCUGCCGCUAACCCUGUGGGUGGCCGUUACAACCGCAAGACUACUCUCCGAGCCAACAUCAACAUGAGUGCUCCUAUCAUGUCUCGUUUCGAUCUCUUCUUUGUUGUUCUCGAUGAAUGCAACGAGGCCGUCGACAAGAAACUGGCACAACACAUCGUGGAUGUUCACCGUCUGCGCGACAGUGCCGUCCAGCCUGAAUUCAGUACCGAGACACUUCAACGCUACAUCCGCUUUGCACGUCUGUUCCAACCAGUCUUUACCGAAGAAGCCAAGGCCACUCUGGUUGAGAGGUACAAGGAGCUGCGAGCCGACGAUUCACAGGGUGGUGUUGGCAAAAACUCCUACAGAAUCACUGUCAGACAGCUUGAAAGCAUGAUUCGCUUGAGUGAAGCCAUUGCAAAGGCAAACUGCGUUGACGAGAUUUCCUCUGAUUUUGUCAAUGAGGCUUUCCAGCUUCUGAGACAGAGUAUCAUUAGUGUCGAAAAAGACGACAUAGAUAUCGAUGACGAGGACAUUGACCAACUCCAAGCGGAUAUCAUCGCGGCUGCUGAGCAGGAUGAGGAGCAAGAUGCUAUCAUGGGUGAUGACGCACCUUCAACGAAACAGAAAACAGUCAUCACAGCCGAAGAAUACCGUGAGAUGGUCAACAGCCUGGUCAGCAGAGUCUACGCGGAUGACAAGCAAGACGGAGAUGGUGUUGGAGAAGAAGAUCUUUUGAACUGGUACGCCGAGUCGAGGGAGGAAGAUCUCGAGAGCCCCGAGGCGAUAGAAGCUAUGAAAGACAAGACAAGGAAGGUCUUGAAGAGAAUGUUGAAGGAUAACAUACUUCUGCGCGUCCGUGGUGAAGUUAUCGCAAACGAGUCUGGCACAAGUUCAGCGCAGAAGGAAAAGCUUCUCUACAUUGUACAUCCCAAUUGCGAUGUUGAAGAGAUGGGUAUUCACGAAAUGUGA
Messenger RNA from Aureobasidium vineae, 2850 nucleotides. The record is from the annotation of a GenBank genome assembly. Lineage: Eukaryota; Fungi; Ascomycota; Dothideomycetes; Dothideales; Saccotheciaceae.